Molecule: messenger RNA, 1069 nt
Organism: Lucilia cuprina (Australian sheep blowfly)
Lineage: Eukaryota; Metazoa; Arthropoda; Insecta; Diptera; Calliphoridae
Product: methyltransferase-like protein 22
Exons: 2
Coding region: 210-1049 (279 amino acids)
Biological process (GO): protein methylation
Cellular component (GO): nucleus
Molecular function (GO): protein methyltransferase activity
Source: RefSeq, a predicted model, not a curated record
ACUGUGAAAUGCACUAAGUUGGCAGCACUGUCUCGAUUUAACUUUCUCCUGCUCGUCAAAGAUGCUAUAAAUACAAUUUUAAAAAACUUAAUCCUAAAAAAAAACUAUGAGAAAAUAUUUUUAAUAUGCAAAAAAACAUCAAGUGUUGCUGUCACAAAUAACAACAAUAUUAUAUAAAAUCCGGAAAAUCAAAGUAUAACAAACAGAAAAUGUACACGGUAACAUCGGAAAUUUAUAAGGAAACAAAUUUUAAACCCAUUAAAUGUGAUGAUGGUAAAAUUGUUUCAAAAUUUGAAUUUAAAUAUCCCGAAAGCUGUGGUGUAACGGUUGAUGACGAUGGUGAUCUAGUGGUACCCAGACGAAAAAGUGACAUUGAACAUGAAAAUGGUGAUAUUGAAAUACAACAUUCCGAGGCCACCGAAAUACGUUUGGUCGGUCUACAAGUAUGGAGGGGUGCUCUGUUAUUAGCAGAUUAUAUAUUUCAUCAGCGUAACGAGUUCAAGGAUAAGCAAAUAUUGGAAUUGGGGGCUGGAGUAGGUUUGACAAGUAUUGCUGCUGGCAUAUAUGUUAACAAAGUGGUUUGUACCGAUGUUGACAUCGGAGGUAUUUUAGAUCUAAUAAGAGCUAAUGUUAAAAGAAAUGAAAAAUUUUGUGGAUCUAAUAAAGUAGAGGUGUUGGAGUAUGAUUUUAUGCAAGAUAAAGCGAACUACAGCCAACAGCUUUUGAAGGCCAUAGAUGAUAGUGAUAUUGUAGUGGCAGCUGAUGUGAUAUAUGAUGAUGACUUAACAAAAGCCUUUAUUAAUGUAAUGGAGGCGAUUUUUUCCAGAGAAAAAGUAAGUCAUAAGAAAAAGGAAAUAUAUGUGGCUUUGGAAAAACGUUAUGUCUUUACAACUUCUGAAUGUGAUGCAGUUGCUCCCAUGUUCGAACAUUUUCUUAAGUUAACUAUGCCCAAACCUUGGAGAUUUGUAUAUGUUCAAACUGAUUUUCCACAAUAUUUUAAAUAUGAAAGAUGUAAACAUUUGGUGCUACUUAAAGUUACUAGUUCUUAAAAAAAAACAAAUAUUUAGAA